CUUGAGCAAAAUCAAAAGCAAGAGGCUGUACAGAGGAGAAACAGGAUGCUGUUCUACUCCGAAGUACCUCUCCUGAAAUGUCUGUUAGAGCAUUUCUAACACUUUGAACAGCAUAGCCAAAGAUUUUUUCUGACAGAGCCCCUCUUCCCAUUAACUGCUGUGCUAGCUGUGCUACCUUAAUUCCCCUUUUCUUCCUAUCUGUUGGUGGGGAUUUUGCAGGGUUGGGAGAGGGAGGUGGGAGAGGUACAUCAUUCCUGGAAGAGAGGAAAGAAACACCCAAGAUGACUUCAGUCCCCACAGCCAAGUGGAACAUGAGCAUGAGCAGCAGGUGGAAUGUGAGCCUUGCUGAAGCUGGCAAUUCCUGGGGACAGGCUCUGGAAGCACCAGCUGCAAAUGCUUCUGUGCCUGUAGCCUCCUCAGCGGGCAACUUCUCCAAUCAGUUCGUACAACCUUCUUGGCGCAUUGCCCUGUGGUCUCUGGCUUAUGGAGGUGUGGUGGCAGUGGCCGUUUUUGGAAAUCUUAUUGUCAUCUGGAUUAUCCUGGCUCACAAGCGCAUGAGGACUGUGACAAAUUACUUCCUGGUGAAUCUGGCCUUCUCGGAUGCCUCCAUGGCUGCUUUCAAUACUCUCAUCAACUUCAUCUAUGCGCUGCACAGUGAGUGGUACUUUGGAGAGGCUUACUGCCGCUUCCACAACUUCUUCCCAAUCACAGCUGUCUUCGCCAGCAUCUACUCCAUGACAGCGAUUGCUGUGGACAGAUAUAUGGCCAUUAUUGAUCCCUUGAAACCUAGGCUCUCUGCAACUGCUACCAAGGUGGUCAUUGGGAGCAUAUGGAUUUUGGCAUUCCUGUUGGCCUUUCCCCAGUGCCUAUACUCCAUAACCAAGGUGAUGCCUGGGAGAACACUUUGCUAUGUAGCCUGGCCAGGUGGUCCAAAACAGCAUUUUACGUAUCAUGUUAUUGUGAUUGUGCUAGUCUACUGCUUUCCUCUGCUUGUCAUGGGCAUCACUUAUUCUAUGGUGGGAAUUACCCUCUGGGGAGGAGAAAUACCAGGUGACACAUCCAACAAAUAUCACGAGCAGCUCAAAGCUAAGAGAAAGGUGGUAAAAAUGAUGAUUGUGGUUGUGCUGACAUUUGCUGUCUGCUGGCUGCCCUACCACAUUUACUUCAUAGUUACUGGGAUCUAUCAACAAUUAAAUCGAUGGAAAUACAUCCAGCAAGUCUAUUUAGCCAGCUUUUGGCUUGCCAUGAGCUCUACAAUGUACAAUCCCAUUAUCUACUGCUGUCUUAAUAAGAGGUUUCGAGCUGGCUUCAAGCGAGCUUUCCGCUGGUGCCCCUUCAUUGAGGUGUCCAGCUAUGACGAGCUGGAGCUAAAGGCAGCCAGGUUCCACCCCACCCGGCAAAGCAGCCUCUAUGCUGUGUCCAGGAUGGACUCCAGCAUGACGGUGGUGUUUGACACUAACGAUGGAGACAGCAUGCACGCCAGCCAGAAGAAAAGAGCAGCUCCAAGGGACCUGAACUUCAAUGGCUGUUCUCAGAGGAAUUCCAAGACUGCCUCCACAGCCUCAAGCCUCAUCAGCUCACUGCACACAUCAGCAGAUGUUUAUUCCUAAACAUCUUGUGUAAGCACAACACUGGACAAUAUUCUCCUACUUUAGGACUUGGAAUUCACACCACAGGAAAGCAAACCAGAUUCCAUUAACAAACCCUAGCUAUAAAUAUUGUGAGAUUUCUGGGAAUCUCUUACUUUUUUUUUUUGCUUUGCAGAGAAAGAACAAUUUGAAGACAUAUUUAUGUCUCGGUCCAAAAGCAUAGGUGCUCCUUGUGCACAACAAUGUUUGUAGGGAUUAUUCAAAAUAAACCAACAGCAUAAGAAACUUUGUUUCAGUUGUCUCUGACUUGUGGCAUUUAUGUUUCACUUACUGAAAUGUAACAGGCUCCUUUACUUAUUGAAGCAGAAACGUACGCUGUUUUCCAUUACGAGUGUAUUAAUUCUACAGUAACAAAGUUAUAUGAGAUUUGAUUAUAAAGAGAUAUUUAUAAUGAACACCUAAUGAGCCCCAAGUCUAUUAAGCUGUUUUACAAUUUAGCCCCACUCCCAGAUGAAAUUAAGUUCACGUGAAUGCAGUUCAGCUCUGUCUGCAACAACACAGUUUAGCAAAUACAUAUAAGAACAGGAGAAUGUGACUAAGAGACUAAAUUAAUUUCUACCAAAUUUUGCAUAUUAGUAAAUAUUAGACUCUAAUGGGAUCUGUACUUCCAGUGGAAUAUAUUGCUUUGAUGAACAUCUCAUAGUUUUGCAUCAGAGAACUACGGGUAAAGUCUGUCUCCAGUGACCUUAACAGAACAUUCCUGAUUGACUUUAAAAAGGCCAAAAGAUUUUAGACUGUAGAUUCACAUAUGAAAAUGACCACUGCGGCAAUGGACUCUUCACUUCAGAAGAUAAAGUAACA
This is a messenger RNA of Hirundo rustica (Barn swallow), 2450 nucleotides long. It is a transcript of the gene TACR3, whose product is annotated as tachykinin receptor 3. Gene Ontology annotation, molecular function: tachykinin receptor activity. The transcript is spliced from 5 exons. Lineage: Eukaryota; Metazoa; Chordata; Aves; Passeriformes; Hirundinidae. Gene Ontology annotation, cellular component: plasma membrane; sperm midpiece. Gene Ontology annotation, biological process: positive regulation of flagellated sperm motility; G protein-coupled receptor signaling pathway. Bases 282 to 1610 code for a protein of 442 amino acids. The record is from RefSeq and is a predicted model, not a curated record.